AUGCUCACUGACACUGGGGUAGCCAUCUACACAAUCACACUCCAUUUCUUCUGCGUGUGCGUCUACGUGGUGGUGAUCAAGACGCUGUGGAGACGACGAUGUCAAGAUGCGUUAGCACAUACUUGUUAUAUCUCAAUGACACAUACGUUGCUCCUGAUCCUCGAGACAACCCUCGUGCUCGGUCAAGUUUCCUUCACUCUUCCGUAUAUCGGUCUAUCCUUCAACGGCCUAUAUGCUUAUUUGGGCAUACCACCAAUAUAUAUUCUGGCGGUACCAAUAUGGGUCACGGCUGGCGGUGCCUUCAUUACCUAUUUCCAAAUUUGCCUCUAUGAAAUCUGGGGCCUGGCGCCUUUGGCAGAUUAUUAUGACGACCUAAACCAUCUACUCACCCCACUCUGUCUCGGCAAUUCGAUCCUGGUUGCGGUGAACACGAUCUACACCGCACAUCGAGAGCGUAUACACCGCUUCUUUGGUCGUACCACUCAAUUCGAGAGGCGACGUCUUUUCCAGUCGAUUGAACUUGUUGCCGACGCGUCACAAGGAUUUUCGGUUGAGCAGAUGCAUGACGGGGACCGAAGGCGAUCGAUUGUCGAGCCCUUGAAUUCAUGU
This is a messenger RNA of Mesorhabditis spiculigera, 609 nucleotides long. NCBI's taxonomy places the organism in Eukaryota, Metazoa, Nematoda, Chromadorea, Rhabditida, Rhabditidae. The record is from the annotation of a GenBank genome assembly.